This is a messenger RNA of Brugia malayi, 1596 nucleotides long. RefSeq lists its product as uncharacterized. The record is from RefSeq and is a predicted model, not a curated record. The transcript is spliced from 11 exons. NCBI's taxonomy places the organism in Eukaryota, Metazoa, Nematoda, Chromadorea, Rhabditida, Onchocercidae. Gene Ontology annotation, biological process: transmembrane transport. The coding region runs from base 1 to 1596 and encodes 531 amino acids. Gene Ontology annotation, cellular component: membrane. Gene Ontology annotation, molecular function: transmembrane transporter activity.
AUGUCAAAUAAAAAGGUAUCAGUAAACGUUAAUUCUUCUAUCAAUCAAUUUGGAUCACUUCAAAAUGCUGACCAAGUUUUGGCCGAAUUUGGUAAUUGUCAGCGAUAUAUUUUAUUCAUCACAACUUUAUUAUCAAUUAACUGGGCAAUAGUAGCAAUACCAGUAAUGCAUGGUACAUUUAUUAUUGAUGAUGAAUGCCUUCAAAAUAUUACUAAUUCUGAUAAGAAUACAGAUAAUAUAAGUAUCUGUAUGGAAAACUCUCGAACAAUAACUCCAAUUUCUGAGUUUAAUUUACGCGGUAAUCAACGUUACCUAAUAGAAUGGACCAGUUCAGCAUUUAUGCUAGGAAAUAUGAUCGGUGCUAGUACUCUUACAUAUUUAUCAGAUAAAAUUGGACGACGUCCAACUUUAAUUUCUAGUCUAUUAUCGCUUGGAAUUAUUGGUACAUUAAUAUCAUUAGCUGAAAAUAUUCUUGCAUUUAUUAUUGGACGUUUCAUACAAGGUUUCUUCUCGCCGGGUGUACUAUUAGUUAGUUGGGUACUAAGCUAUGAAAACGUGCCAAUUGGAUUACGUGGUUUUGUCACUUUGAUCUAUGGUGUAAUGUGGGUGGUUGGUUUCUGUGCAGUAGCACCACUUGUUUAUUUCAUUGCUAAUUGGCGAUGGUUAAUGACUGCAUAUUCGGUACCUUCUAUAGUUUUCGCCGCUAUAUAUUUUUUUACUAUUCCGGAAAGUCUUCAUUUCCUGAUAGUCAAUGGACGAAAGGAAAGAGCCGCAAAAUGGAUCCGGAAUGCGGAAAAGUAUGGAAAAGUUUUGCAUAAAAGAAAUGUUGAUAUGAUGGUGGAACUACUAGAGAAUACGUGUUUGGAUGUGAAGGAGCAUGAACAUAAAACAGAAAUGACAGAGAAUUUAAGAUCAUCACUAAUAGAACAGCUAAUGGAGCAUAAAAUCUUUUGUGUUUAUACAUUCAUCCUAAUUUUUCUGUGGACUAGUGAUACAUUUCUCUACUAUGGCUUAUCGAAUUAUAGUAUUCAUUUGCCGGGAAAUAAAUACUGGAACUAUGUAUUAUCAGGUUUAGCUGAAUUACCAGCAUAUAUUACUAUACCAUAUGCUCUUGAAAAUUUUGGACGUAAACGAAUUGUAGCAUGUAUGCAUUUUCUUGUUGGAAUAUCACAUAUAAUUCUUAUAUUUUUACCUAACAAUUUUAUUUGGUUAUCAGCUUUAUGUUGGUUAAUAUCAAAAUUUGGAAUUUCAUCAUCAUUUAUGUGUAUUUAUGUUUAUGGAAGUGAAAUAUUUCCUACAACAAUGCGCAAUGUUUGUUUAGGUUUAUGUGCUGUAAUUGCAAGAUUUGGUGGUGUUAUUGCACCGUAUGUUAUCUUAUUGGGUUCAAUGCAUGCAUUAUUACCAACUAUUCUUUUUGGACUAAUAGCAAUAAUUACCGGAAUUUUAACAUGUAUUCUACCGGAAACAAAAGAAUGCAUAUUACCAUCUUCAUUGGAUGAAACGGCACAAACAAAAUAUCAUUCAUCGAAAUCUCCAAUAUGCCAGGAACAAUCGAAUCUACCAGCAACAUCAUCAUCAAUUAAUCAAUUUGAUUGA